Hyaloscypha bicolor E is the source of this 1158-nucleotide messenger RNA. RefSeq lists its product as uncharacterized. Lineage: Eukaryota; Fungi; Ascomycota; Leotiomycetes; Helotiales; Hyaloscyphaceae. Gene Ontology annotation, molecular function: structural constituent of ribosome. The record is from RefSeq and is a predicted model, not a curated record. Gene Ontology annotation, cellular component: mitochondrial ribosome; mitochondrial small ribosomal subunit. Gene Ontology annotation, biological process: apoptotic process. The transcript has 4 exons. The coding region runs from base 1 to 1158 and encodes 385 amino acids.
AUGCGAAAGAGGAUUGUGCUGAGUAAUACUAAUGCGCUGGAGGUGCAGGGGUUGAGGGAGUUGGAUGCGGGGUUGGGAGAGACGAAUGGGGAAGAGGUUAUCGGACAGGUUGUGGGCUUGAUGGGGAGUACGGUUGAUAGUCUCAGAGCUGUUGAGGCGUUUAAGACGGCGCAGGGAUGGGGGCUUUUUCGACGGCCUGGGUUGUUGGUUAGAGAGGAGAGUGUGGCGCUUUCUAGGAAGCUGAUCAUGAGCGAGGAGGGGGAGAUGCUGAGACUUGUGAUAGAUGGGGAGAGAGGGACGGGAAAGAGUUUGAUUUUGUUGCAUGCUAUGGCUACAGCGUUCGUGAGGGGGUGGGUUGUGCUAAAUAUUCCUGAAGCACAAGAAGUCACCAACGCAAUGAACGACUACGCGCCCCUUCCAGGCACCACCCCAACCCUGUUCUCCCAGCCAACAUACACGGCCAACUGGCUCUCCCAAAUCAACAAAGCGAACACCACGCUCCUCCAAGACAUGGAACUCAGCCUAACGCACAACUUGCCCAUCCCACUACAGUCCAACAUCUCGCUCUCUCGUCUAUGCGAGCUCGGCGCCCGCGACCCAGACGUCGCGUGGCCUGUUUUCCAAGCCUUCUGGGCGGAACUCAUGGCUAAAGGACGACCACCGGUUUUGCUGGCUUUGGAUGGGCUGAAUAAUGUGAUGCGAGAGUCAAUGUAUAGGGCGCCGGAUACUAGUUUUGUGCAUGCGCAUGAUUUGGCGAUUGUCAACCAUUUUGUGGGGUAUUUGUCUGGAGAGAGGAAACUGGGUAAUGGCGGCGCGGUAAUUGCGGCGACGAAUAGGAGUCAUGCGCCCAAGUCAAAGAGUUUGGAUUUGGUGUUGACGCAGCUUGAGGAGAGGCAGCUGGGGGAAGAGGAGAUUACUGAGAAGGAUCCGUUUGAGAAGGGGUAUGAUGGAAGGGUUGAGUGGGCUUUGGGUGUUAAGGAUGUUUUGAAGCUGAAGGGGCUGAGUAAGAAGGAGGCGAGGGGCCUAAUGGAGUAUUGGGCUAAGAGUGGGGUGCUGAGGAAGAGGGUUGAUGAGGAGGAGGUUGCGGAGAAGUGGGCGUUGGCUGGCAAUGGGGUUGUGGGUGAGAUUGAGAGGGGGGCGUUGAGGAUGAGGAUUUGA